AUAAUUUUUAAGGAAAUUACAAGUUAAGCAGAACAUACUUGGGAAUGGCAAAGAAAAGGACUGACCUGAAAAGAAGAACACCAUCAACUUUGUGCAAUGUUCUCUUAGAUCUUGUCUAAUAAACUCGUUCUAAAAGUUGACGAUUAAUCCUUUUUCACCCACUAUUAAAUUGCAGCCCAAAGUUAAAGCAAAAUCUUAUUGUGAAAAAUUUGCUAGGAGGGAAAAAAAAACAUAAACACAAAUUUGUUAUCUUACUAUAUGUUUCUUUUGGCUUUAAGCAAACUUGAAACAAGGAAUCCAAUGUUAAUAUUGACAAAAAUCAUUGAAGAAACAAACAGUUCAACAUUUCUUUUUUGGAUUUUACUUCUUUCUACUUUUGACUUAAAUCUCACAUUAUUUGUCCUGAUCAACAAAUUUACUUCCCCCAAACUCUAGCAUCAAGAUCUUUACUUUCUGGCUUUCUUUGUGUUCUGGAAAGUAAAAUGUCAUCCUCAAAUAUGAGGGAAAAUUCAAGAACAAGAUCAGGAAAUUAUCCUAGUUACAGUGGGAUUGUCAGAAGGAUGGUAAAUCUACCAAGAAACAUUAUAGGAGGAGUUUCAAGGGCAAUGGUACAAGGGAUUGAUUUAGUAGGCAGGCUAGAAAGAAGAAACCAAAUAUAUCCCCCUGCACCGCCUCCGCCGCUUCUACCCUCACCACCACCACCUCAGUUUCCAUUAUUUCCCCCUCACUACGCGCCGGAAACGCCGUUGAUAACUGAUGAAUGGGCAUUUUUAAACAAUUUUGAGCUGAAUUAUGGGGCAAUACACCCUUUCUUUUAUGCUUGUAGAUUCACUCAAGCCUUAAAGAUUGCCCAAGAUGAGAAAAAAUUUAUGUUCAUGUAUCUACAUUCUCCAGAUCAUCCGUUUACAGCAGAUUUCUGCAGUCAGACUUUGUGUUCAGAGAUUAUAGUUCAGUUCCUUGAUGCUAAUUUUGUUAGUUGGGGUGCAAUAUCUGAUAAAGGGGAGGGUUUGCAGAUGAGUGAGACUUUAAGGCCAGCUAGUUUUCCCUUUUCUGCUGUUAUUGCUCCUGCUUCUGGUGGUAAUAUUUCUGUGCUGCAACAGAUUGAAGGGCCAGUAUCACCAGCAGAAUUACUAGAAUUAUUACAGGGGACAUUGGAAGAACAAGGAGUUGCCUUUGGCAGUGAUAGAGACAAUGAGGAAGGCAGGAGGAACGAGGAACGUCGGUUGAAAGAAGAACAAGAUGCUGCAUAUCUUGCAGCCCUCAAACUAGAUCAGGAGCGGGAUAAGCUUAAGAAUAUGCCUCCAGAACAAACAGCUCACAAACCAGAAGCAUCAAACACAGUAUUAAGUCAGGGGCCAAAGCAAAAUCCUAUACUUAACAAAGUUUGUCAAGUCAGAGAAUCAGCAGCAACAAAUAGAGAAAAUCUUCACAAGGAUAGUCAUAGUAGUGUCAAUGAGGCCCAAAAUCCUCAAGUCACGCAGAUAUUAAUAAGGUUUCCGAAUGGCGAACGAAAGGAGCAUAGCUUCUCAGCAACAGACAAGGUGCAGGCAAUUUACUACUAUAUAGAUUCACUUGGUUUACCUGGAACUGAGAAUUACAGAUUAAUAUCAAGCUUUCCAAGAAAAGUUUAUGGUGCUGAUCAUUUGGACAUGACUUUAAAAGAUGCUGGCCUUCAUCCUAGAGCUAGCUUGUUGUUGGACCUUGUUUAGUUCCAUAGUUUCUUUUUUAAGGUUUCGGACUCGUGUAGUGAUAUUCCAUAUUAAAAGCUCUUGUUUGUUUUUACUACUA
Molecule: messenger RNA, 1788 nt
Organism: Beta vulgaris subsp. vulgaris (sugar beet)
Lineage: Eukaryota; Viridiplantae; Streptophyta; Magnoliopsida; Caryophyllales; Amaranthaceae
Product: plant UBX domain-containing protein 10
Exons: 4
Coding region: 483-1709 (408 amino acids)
Cellular component (GO): endoplasmic reticulum
Molecular function (GO): ubiquitin binding
Source: RefSeq, a predicted model, not a curated record